AUGACUGGGCUCUGGCUGAUUUGUGUGGUACUCUUCAGCGGAAGUUCCACCGUUUCCGCGCACGAUGAUCAGCUCUUGCCCUAUCUCCUUGGGACUGCGCCACGAGAUCCGGAGUGGCUGGCCAAGCAGGCGAAGGACGACCGCGAGAGGUUCCGGGAGGCCACCUGCUCCUUCGGCGUGCUGGGCAUCAUCUCCAAUCUGGCGCGGGUGGCCUUCACGAUGCGGAACAUUGUGAACUUCUGCCCCCUGUCCGUGAAGGCCUCGGCCGCGCCCAAAAAGCCUGGGGAGGGGGCCUCGCUGCCAGAGAAGGUGUGCACCCUCAGCGUCGCCACCUUGUGGGGGGGUCUGGCCCAACUCGCACGCUCCUUGACGACGGUGGUCAUCUCCACCUGCGAGCGCUCUGCCACUGUGGAGGAGGGCUGCGCCGCCUCCAUCGAGACCAUUCUGAUCCCCUGGACGCUGCUGCUGAACGGCGGAAUCAUCAUCUCCGCCACCUGCGACCAAGGAGCGGUUGACCUGCCCAAGAGCGUGGAGCCUGGACGGCGCUUGAUGGAUCCCCGGGAUCUGCCGGUGAAGCGCCAGUGGGACCUUGCGCAAUGCGUUCUGGACGCCGUGGACGCCGCGCGAUCUAUCGCCGCCAUCGGCAUUACCAUUGAUGCGGUGAGCAGGCGCUGCCCGCCCAACCGGGCCACGGCCUUCGGCGAGGCCUUGUCCACGGCGGGCUGCACGGUGGACGUCUCCGCGCUGCUCUCGUCCUUCACGAAGCUGGUCUUCUACUUGGCCCUGGCGGUGAACCACUGUUCCCCAGAGCCGGAGCGCGAUGCCUUGUGCCUGGUGGGCGUCUCCGCCAUCGCGGCGGGGCUCUCCUCCACGGCGGCCGGCGGCGCUGGGAUCUAUGGCACCUGCCAACUCGGACCGAAGAAGCAGCUGAUCGACAAGCUUGAGAAGCUUCAGGAGGGACCGGACGCUGUCACAUUCUCGGCGCCUUUCAUCCUGCCGCGGAAGCUGAGGUCCGAUGCGCAUCAAAACCUGAGCCACGAGAUGGAGGACCUGGACAAGAUUUGGCUCCAGCUGGGCUACAACCUCUCGGAUACAACUGCCGAGUGGCUGCGGAGCGGCGAGAGCCCGGCCACUCUGGAGAUCCGCUCCGCAGCCGAGGAGCUCGUGAGGAACAUGACGGCGGCCAAGCCACACAGCGCGGCACGACGUCCCGUCGCUCCGGUUGCCGGCGAGUUCCUGGGGACAGGCAGAGUCCAGGCGCCGCCGUGCUUGGAAGAGGGUGCCUGGGCCCUGAGCGCUCGCUGCGGCGUCGCGGGGGAGGAGGUCUCUCUGGAGGAGGACGCCGGGAAGUGCCAAGCGCGCUGCGCCAGGACGUUGGGCUGUGCCGCCUUUGCUUUUUGGAGCCCGGGGGGUCAAUGCCACCUCCUGGGGCAUUUGACGUUGCUGGCCAAACCGGAGGCUCCGCAGACGCCAGGUUGGGUGUCUGGACCCGCCGCCUGCAACAUCUCAACUCUGAGCCGUGAGACUCGUCUCCUGGCGCAACGCCACGAAGACUGCUACGCGCCCCAUGCGCUAUAUCAACCUUUGCUGGAAGACGUGGAGCCUCGGGAAAUGGCCUCAGCCCUUCACUGCCAGCAGUGGUGCGAGGAGAUUUCCUCCUGCGCCCACUUCUCCUUCUUCACGCCCACCCGGCUCUGCCACCUCUCCGACGCGCAGGCGACAAAGCUUCAACCGGUGCUCAACUUCGUGGCCGGGCCCAAAUCCUGCACCGAAUUCGCCGCUCUGGCGGACCUUCAGUUCUACCAACCCGAGAAAGAUGCUGCCAGCGUCUUGCGAGCUUUGAGGUCGGCGGCAUCCCAGAUGUCCCUGUGGGGCGAUGACGACUACAAGGCCUACACGGUGAAGAGAAGCACGGGAAUGGAGCUGGCGCAUCCGAUCCCCUUGAAAGAUGCGGCCGGCACUGCUUCAGAGAUGGAGCGGGCGAUGGACGAGGAGAAAGAUGAAUCCCCUGACUUUCAGUCCGACGCCCUGAACAGCACCAUCUACAACCUCCGAGCAGCUGGCUUAGAAAGGAGCAGCGCCGCGGAGUCCGGGUGCCCUAUUGUGUCAGGACCCGCUCUCUAUAGCAUGGACGAUGCGGGGGGCUUUGACAACUACAUCCUCCGCACCCCGCCUCAGAUGAUGCCGGUGCCGCCUGACAAGCCGCGGGAGAGGAAUGGCAAGCGGGCGUUCCACAGCAGACUGCUGCGGAUUGCAGAGCACAGCCCCACCUGCGAUGAGGAGGAGUUGGCCAAGCCCCGCCCCUCGCUGCAGUUGCUGGUGGCCCAGCGAUCGGCCUCCAAGCGGACGAAUCGCCUAUCAGAGGCGAUACAUUGGGCGCAGGGGAAGCUCGGACAUGAUCCUGAAGACCAGCUUUGA
Messenger RNA from Effrenium voratum, 2418 nucleotides. NCBI's taxonomy places the organism in Eukaryota, Dinophyceae, Suessiales, Symbiodiniaceae. The record is from the annotation of a GenBank genome assembly.